AAAUUUGUUUAAAUGACAAUGGGUGGCUUCCGCACCUCAAAUUUUCAUGGUUACAUUUCAUUCAGCAGAUCGCUUCAGUUUAAGCAGUAGCUUUCUGAAGGAAGGGCGUCAUCUUCAACCUUCAUCCGCUUUCAGAAAGUCAAUUACAGAAGUCUAUCUACAACAUGACCUGAAUUCUCAUUCCACACCUUCCUCUUCGUCUCCUCUUUCCACUUGGAUUUAUUACACUUGAGGGACUCGCUCUUUCUUCAAUGGAUUCCACUGCUCUGGUUCCCAUUUUAUGGGUUUUCGAUGGUUUUUGGGGGUUCUUGGUAGUUUGAACUGAAGCUGACAGCGGAGUUUCUUUACUUAGUUACUUGUAUUCUGUUAAAGUUUCAACAUAGAAAAACCCCAAUGAUGCUGGACGUGAGAGAAUUAGAGAUAAGUCGAUAAUUGAUCUCGGUAUUCAAGUUCAUUUAUUACGGAACACUGAUGGUAAAUGUCUAUCCAUGACUUUCAAACCAAGUUACGAUAUAAAACCUAAUUGGGGAUAAUUUUAUCAUAAUUGAACUUCGGCAAAUGUCCUUGAUAAUCGUUGUCCAAAAUUCCCAAGAAUUUUCUGCCAGCGGUAGUAUCUCUGUGGUUAGCAUUUGAUGGAACUUUGGUAACGUUUUCAUUCGGAUUUGCAUUUGUGGAGUUGAUCACAACGGAAUUGGAUGCUUAGGGUUAGAAUUUGAUGGAAAUGGUUGUGUGAUAUGUUGAUUCUAUUAUCUACUAUAACUUGCUCAUAAGGAUGCUCCGUUCUGCUUUACAACCUUAUGGUAGCUUAUUAAUCCUUAUACUCUUCUUUAUUGGAUAAAUAUUCAUCUGGUCAACGUUUGAUGAGUUAGGCCUUAAUGAAUGGUUUGAUGCUUACGGUGGAGAUUAUAUCACGUUGAUUACUUAUCAAAUGCAGGUGUCUUAAAGAAACUUUGACCAGUCUCCAAAUGUCAUCCAAUGCUACAAUGCCUGGACUUGUUUUUCACCAUCAUACAUGCACGAAAUGUAGAGUAUCCGUGUCAUACGAGAACAUAAUGCCUUCCACUAAAUUUUGGAGAUGUAACUAGGCCAUCUCAUUUCAUCUAGCCAUUAGUAACAUGUUUGAUGUGUAUAAUGUUGAUUAAUACGUACAGAUGAGCUUGUGUUCUAUUUCCUUUAACAUAAUUAAUAUUCAUCUCAAUACCAUAUGUAUUAUUUUAAUGGAUGCUUCCAAGAGGGGGACCUGCCUCCAAACUUCAAUUACUUGUGGCUUUAAAUCUUUAAAUUGGUAAAGCUCAUUUCAUUAUUCUGCCAUGAAAAGACUUUAAAGGCAUAACAGACCAUGAUUGCCCUUGUAGUGUAGUCCUAGUGAACUUGUGGAGGAAUCUUUAAGAUUGAAUGUAUGUGAGUUAUCCGUCAAGCUUCUAUGUUAUCAUUUUUCAUAAACACUGUGGAAAUCUCUUCCAUGCCAUCUGAUAAGUAUCUUUAAAAAAAAAAAAAUUCAUUGAUUCUUGUGAAUGUCUAUAUUUCUUUUCUUGCGUUUCAAGGGUUCCAUUACAACAUCCUCGAGCCUUUUAUCAUGGAGCCAGGGAAUGAAGUUGAAGCAAUGUAUAGAGACGUCAAAAUUUUUUGGGAAAGCUGAUAGGUGUGUACUGUUAAAGCAAAAGAUCCAGUUAAGUGUAGGGACUCCGUCCAGAUGUGGAUCAAAAUUUAAGCUUCUGAGAAUAUCAGCCUUCAAAAACAGCGUUCCAAACGGUGAACCCAGGGAUGGAGAAAAUCUGUCUGAAGUACCAAAGGAUACAAGAGAAGAUGGUGAUGUUUCAUCAAAAGUUAAUUUGAAAGCAAAUAAUGUUGUACUAUCUUAUACAUCUGGAAUAGUCAAUUGGAUUGCACCGCGCCCUUCUAUUAAUAAAUUAUUCAGGAAAUGGCCGACAAUGUUAUGCACUCAACAAGCAAGUGAAGAAGUGGAUGGGAUUUUGGGAAGGAUGCCGUUGAGUGAGAAUUCAGCAACUCUACAAGAGCCUCAUGAUAUGAAAAGACGUGAGAGCUUAGAAGCAUUUUGGUACUACGUUCUCAGUCUGGAUCCCAUGAUUAAAAUCCCUCUGUUAAUGUUUAUUCCGUUGUAUCUGACAAUCAAAAUCUUCCAUGGAGCCCAAGUUUCAAAAGAACUGAUGCCUUUGUGGGUGUUUGGGCCAUUCAUUGUAGCUUUCUACAUCAAGAUGUUUCACUGGUUGUGUUGUCUCUCAAUCUUGAGCUUCAAGCAAACUGCAUAUUUGAUGAAAAACUUUCCCUGUUAUUACAAGCUAGCCUGUGACUAUUUUUCCCAUGGGAGACUUAAAGAGGUGAUACGAGCUCGGGUCUGGCAACCUGUAGUGAAUAUUAGAAGUCUCCAUUAUAAAGAGUUGUCGAGAAGAAAGUUCGAAAUUGUGCAAGAAUGGAUUAUGGAGAGGUACCCGGACUUUCUAGAAUUAGUAUGGCCAUAUUAUUGCAGAACGAUAAGGUUCCUAAAGAGAGCUAACUUUGUUUAGAUGGAACUUGAUGGAAAGUCAUUGAUUAUAAAGCAAACUGAGUUCGGUUAGCUAACAUUUGUUGGAGGUCGACACGUUUAUAAAGCCAGCUGACCAACUGCUUCUCUUCAUGUGGGAUGCGUUCUUCAGCUUGAGGUAGUUAAAAAUGUAGUCAGAGCUGUUAAGUUCUAUGAUAUACUUGUAAGGCUGCUUCACUAUUUCCAAAUGUUUGUAUCAAUUUCAUUAUCAAUUUUGGCUCUCCUUUCUGUAGUCUGUUCAUGAAAUGGAAACAUUCUCAAUUCAUCAACCUGGUUUAAACUAAUUGGAUUUGGUGACACUUAGCCUCAUGCUCCAUAAAUCAAAGCUAGUUUGACAA
Benincasa hispida (wax gourd) is the source of this 2880-nucleotide messenger RNA. The record is from RefSeq and is a predicted model, not a curated record. NCBI's taxonomy places the organism in Eukaryota, Viridiplantae, Streptophyta, Magnoliopsida, Cucurbitales, Cucurbitaceae.